AUGACAUCAUUUCUCUUAAGAAAUACAGAUAUUAACAUUGACACUAUUAUCUCCGCUGUAGCUGAAUUGAAUGAUAGAAUCUUGCAAUUACAAAAAGAAAUUAUUACAUUUAGAAAUAAAAAUGGAGAUUAUUUAACUGUGGCGUGUAACUUAUCGAGUUUGACACCAUCGGAAUUUAAUGAUUCGACGAAAAACGUGGGAAAACGAACGUGUGCACAGUACGAGCUGCAAAGAAAUUUUAAAGGAGACGAUUCGCCAGGCGUCACUGAUUUAUCCGCUCGUUUAUCAUUCACGAAACGUGCGCUGGAAGUAAAAGCGCCGAACGAGGCGGUCGUAUUUAAAGAGGAUUAUCCGCGUGACGAUAAAUCAAUCGAAGAUGAUGAACGGCCAAAUAGAUCGCGCGUGUCUGAAGCGUCGGGAAUGUAUCGGAAGUCCAUUUCGGAUGCUGAAAAAUUCGGAAAAGAAAUCAGCGAGAGAUUGGGAAACAUAAAUGAUGUCGAAGAUAUAAAAAUUUCAUGUGAUGCCGAUGAAAAAUUGAGGGGGUCCAACAAUAAGUACCAAAAUAAAGCCAUUAAUGAUAGUAUAUUGUAUUGCGAUUAUAAUAAUCCUCGGAAUGUUAUCGCAUCAAAAAUUAAGAAAAAAAUUUCCAGAGGUGUACAAUAUACCCUAAUCGGAUGUCAAAAUAACGACAGACGAUUUCUUCUGAGCUGCUUCGGGUCGAAAUCAAGUACAAAGAAGUAUAAUUGUACACAAAAAGUAAAAAACAAAGAAAUUUUAACGAAUAAAAAAUUUUAUGUCGGAUCACAAAACGAAGUAAACGAAUCAUUAUUAAAUGCGACGACAAUUAGUAACGAAUCUCAUAAUGUAAAAUUGAGUAAUACAGUGAAAAGAGAAAAAUUUAAACCUGCUAUAAAGAAAAUAAAAAGAAUUAUUUAUGAACAUGGAAUAGAUGACGAUGAAAAACUAAAAAAAUAUAACAACUCGAAAAAUCGUAAGGUGAAGAUAAAUCCUUUUUCAAAAUUGUGGCCCAGUAAUGCCUUAACGCGUAAAAAUAAUCUAAAAAUGCAACAGAACAAAAUGCCACAUAAUUUUAAUAUCAUUGACGAUUCUGAAAAUAAUAAAGAAGAGACGGCUGAAUUCAAUUUCAAAAAUAAUCGAAUGAAUGGCGCUCGCAAAUGCGAGAGUAUGACGUAUGACUCGCGAGAUGAAUGGAAUAUAAAUAUUUUAGAUCGUAAGAUAAAUUCGAAUGCACGGGAAAGCGCAAUUAUCAAUUCUAAUGGAGAAAGUAUCGCGAAUAAGGUGAAAGAAAGAUUAGAUUCGUGCAUCAUCGAAUUGAACGAAAUUAUCGACGAUGCUUACGUAGCAUUUGACAGCGGAAAAAACAAUACCGUCAUUUCGUACAAGGAAAUACAAUUUAAUAUGAAUUUACAACAAUUAAUAUAA
Molecule: messenger RNA, 1443 nt
Organism: Nylanderia fulva
Lineage: Eukaryota; Metazoa; Arthropoda; Insecta; Hymenoptera; Formicidae
Source: RefSeq, a predicted model, not a curated record